This is a messenger RNA of Synchiropus splendidus (mandarinfish), 3817 nucleotides long. RefSeq names its product V-set and immunoglobulin domain-containing protein 10-like 2. The transcript is spliced from 12 exons. Gene Ontology annotation, molecular function: protein binding. Lineage: Eukaryota; Metazoa; Chordata; Actinopteri; Syngnathiformes; Callionymidae. The coding region runs from base 1226 to 3751 and encodes 841 amino acids. The record is from RefSeq and is a predicted model, not a curated record.
UCAUCAUGGAAAUGUUAUGAACUCUUUCAUCUAUAGUGUCGGGUAAAGGAAGAACAUUGCUUAUAAAUAAAAUAAUAUAAAAUAAAAUAAAAUAAAAUAAAAAUAAAAACAUAUAUAUAUAAUAAAAUAUGUCAUAUGUCUUUUUGUUGUUUAAAUUUCCUUUAAUCGAGUUAACCCUUCAGACGCCGCGCAUCAGGUCAGGUAGCUCUUUUCUUUGCCGAACGAUAGAAAGCCGAUCACUGCCCUGCAUUCAUUCAUGACCAGCGUGUCACAUUACAGGUCGCAGCUCCACUUAAUCCACUUUUUCUCUUCUCUGUGAAAUCAGCCAGAGAGUUUUUAAGUUCCGCCCACCCUCCAUCUCACCCAAAACACAUUCUUAUCUCAAAAAAAAAAAAAAAAAAAAAAGUGAGUCUUUAAGUGGAUGUUGUCAAAUCCCUGUUGUCAUUUUUGUCAUCUAUUUUAAUCCUAAUCCCAUCAGCGGCUUUUAAUUUCAGUUUUAAAAACUGAAAUUUAUAUAUAUAUAAAAAAACAACCUCUUUUGGUUAAAAUGAUGAAAAUUGUUUUUAGAAAAUGUUUAGCUCCCCAUGAAAUAAAAUAGAAAUAUAACUACUGUAUCUCUGUAUUGUCUCCCAUAAUGUUAUUUUUUCAUGAUAAUUUAUAAUUUUUUUGAAGCUUUUUUUCUCAAACAUUUGUUCAAACAUAUAAAUAUUUUAAACAUUUUCUGAAUUUAAAAAAAUGAAAAUAACUUGAGAAAUAAUUUCACAUUUUACAGUGCGACUGGUUGGAGCCUGGUAUGGAACCCUCUCAUGUCAACAGCAGAUAAUACCUGAGUAUUUCCACAAAAGAACAGCUAAUUUCCAUGCUCCCGAUUGGAUAGAACUAUGUAUAUGAGAGGAAAUCUUCGAGAGAAUCACACUGUUUGAUGGCCAUACCUGAGUGUGGAGGAAUGUAUGUCAUGUAUUAGUUAAUGUGCAGGUGUGUUCAAGUGUGCGUCCUCUAUAAUAGAUGAGCUGGGUAUCAGCGUGUCAUUCUAACCCUCUCGCCGGGAGCCGAGGAAAGGAAAAACACAUGAAUAAUUGAGCCCAAAUCAGUUGACUCGGCCCUUCCUACUCUCAGCCCACGCUGGAUUUUCCUCACAACUUCUGGAUCUCUGCGAAGGAAAAGGAGUUUUGUGGGUCAAAGAUCCUCGAAGGGAGUUUGCAGGACGGAGGAUGAUGGUGGUACCAUGGUGGCCCCACUGACAGGGCCGGCCCUCCUCCUUGUGCUCAGCUUUCUCUGCGGCUUCGUCUCUGCACAGAAGAUCAAUGUCAAAGGAGAGGUGGUCUACCAGGACACCCGAGUGUCCGGGGUGGUCAACAAAGCUGUGAUUCUGGAGUGCGGCCCCACCGUGCCCGACAUGUACAUAUGGAGCUUCACCAAACCCGGCACUGAGGUGAUAAAAGCCGUGGUGUACGAUCUGGGAAAAGGUCCCCGCUUCCAGAAACUGGCCCAGACUCUGGGUCAAGUGAGUCUCAUCUCCAAGAGUGCAGCGGUCAGCAUCGAGAAACUUCCUGUGGCCGCACAGGGUCUGUUCACCUGUCAGGCCAUUUAUGACAUUGAGGAGGACCCGAAAAUCUACUACUACUAUGUUCAUCUUACAGUCCAGGUUCCUGUCACGAAGCCGUACCUGCUGGUCAGUGACGUGUCUCCGGUGGAAGGCUCCACCUUGUGGAUGCGCUGUAAUCUGGACAACGGAACCGGGCCCAUCCAGUACGUGUGGCAACAUGAGACCCGCGUGGGAAACACCUCGACGUUUGCCCACAGCAACACCAGCGUGGUCAACGUGACGGACGUCAACCGCAACCACACCGGCUGGUACCGAUGCUUGGCCCAAAACCCGGUCAACAGCGAGCUCUCCGACCGGAUCUGGCUGGACAUCAUCUUCGGGCCGGACGUCCCUCAGAUCGACGUGACCCCGUACACGGUGAACGAGCGCGGCUACUCGGCGCUGGAGAGAGAGACGGUUUCCUUGCUGUGUCAGGCCCAGUCCAAUCCGCCCAGUCAGUACGUCUGGUUCUACAACAACUCACAGGUCUACAGUGGACCCCAGUUCACCAUCACCAAGAUCCUGCGCAUGCACACUGGCGACUACGCCUGCCUGGCCCAGAACACCUACCUCAACACCCGCUCCAAAAAAACCAUCAGCCUGACCGUCUAUUAUCCACCUGACGGGGCCCCCGGCUGCUGGCUGGAGCCGGCACUCAAUCACACCUCUCUAAAACUGCUCUGCUCCUGGACGGGCGGGUUUCCGUCUGCUUCACUGAGAUGGGACGGAGACCUACGCUUGGAAGGGCAGCAGGUCCAAACUAGGGAGCAGACGCUGACAAACAGCGGCGUCUUUCGGCCAUUGGGGGGCGCAGCGACUAACAGCAGCUCCUUUAUGUGCCUGGGUUCUCAUCCUGCACUGGCACAGUCCCAACAGUGCACCGCCAGAUCAUACAUCCCUCCAGCAGAGCCGGUCUGCUUCGCCUUUGUGACCAACAGCAGGGAGUACCUGAUGCUGUCCUGCUCCUGGGACGGAGGAGCCCCUAAGGCUCUGGUGUGGUGGGAGGGUCCUGGUGGUCAAGGCAAGGCUGGCCAGGAGAACUCCAACAUCCUGGUGCUCCGUUACGGAACCGCCCGCAGUGGCAACCCCUACACCUGCCAUGCCAAACACCCCUUACUGGUCAACACAAAGACCUGCAGACUUACCCUCGAGGCUCCGGUGUUGCUGACUCAGCGGCGGGUUGUGUCAGUGCUGGAGGGCAGUGACGUGCAGCUGACCUGCAGCCUGAGAGAGAACUACCUCCCAGCCAAUGAGAUCACCUGGUUCAACAACCAGGGCGUCAACGUGAAGGACACGUCCAAGUACCAGCUGAGGAGAACUUCGGCGUGGGCCAACCUGACGGUGCGGGACGCGGACGAGGCCCUGGACAGCGGCGAGUACCGCUGCACCACCUCCAACGCGGUGGGAGGGACGGAAAUCAACGUCACCCUGGUUGUCAAGAGGCACCCCAUGCCUCCGAACGCCACCCUGGUAAACGUCAUGUACAACAGCCGCCAGCGGAACGAGGUGGAGCUGGAGUGGGUGGUGGAAGGGACGGCGGGCUGGACGGGCUUCAUCCUGGAGCACAGAUGGGUGUCGGAGCGACCCGGGAGAAGAACCGCAGGCAACGCCACAGAGGGCAGGAUCAGUAACACCUGGUACCACAACGCCAUCCAAGAUCCAGACGUGAGGUUUCACACCGUCGGGAGUCUGACCCCGACGGUCACCUACCAGUUCCGGGUCACGCCCGUCAACCACCGCACCCUCGGACUCCCGUCUGAGGCCAGGACACCAGCCGAACCCCGCUACAACUCCUACCCAGCCGUGAUCGGAGCAGCCAUCGGAGGGAUGCUCUUCGCAGCCAUCGCCACGGUGCUGCUGCUGAUCUACAUCAUCCGAAACCGCAACAACAACCCGAGGUUACACGACUUGCUGUUCGGCCUGCAGCACAGCCAGUCGAGAGAAAACAUCAACUUCCCAGAGGAUGAAGUGGUCAGUGGGACAGAGGGAGGGAUCGAAGAAAUCGCUGGAGCAUCCACUUCAGCACCAGCGUUGGCUUUGCCUCGAGCGGCGUCGCCACUCACCACCCCGGCGCAAAGUGCCACGCCCCCCACUGCACCACCGCUUCCACCUGGAGACGAUGAACCAGUCAGCGUCACCAUCACCGUCAAGGCAACCGGACCCUAGUUUCCUAGUCAUCUUCAUCGCUUUUCACGUUACGCCCUCUCCUAGAACCACCAUUUACAAAGCUGU